CACACACACGCGUAGUAUAAGAAAUACAAAGCAGAAGUGGACAAAAACCCAGGUCUUCAGUCGUUGUGGUUGGCUAUGGCUCAGGGGUCUGACAGCAACGACACAAGCUACAAGUCCCCAUCACCUGGAAGCAGACCGAGCUCCUCGGAUGACGUGAAGAAGGUGAUGAGGCGAGAGAAGAACCGGAUCGCUGCCCAGAAGAGCAGGAUGAGACAGACUCAGAAAGCUGACAGCCUUCACUUGGAGAGUGAAAACCUGGAGAAGGAGAACGCCGCCCUGAGGAAGGAGGUGAAGCAGCUGACCGAGGAAGCCAACUACCUGUCGUCCGUCCUGAGCAGCCACGAGCCACUGUGCACCGGGCUGGCCCCUCAGACCCCCGACCUGCUCUACUCUCCCCAUCAAAGCAGCUUUCACCGCCAGCACAUUGCUGUUCCGCACUACCAGCGCUGAGACCCGCCCGCCUCCAGGAGGACCAUGCUGCCAGAACAGAAGACCCACCUCAGAGGAGAAAGACUGACCACAGACGUGUCUGUAAUUGUUAGUAAAGAACUAUAACAUGACGUAUUUAUUUCGCUCCUGCUCACUUUUUUUUCCUUGCUUUCUGAUUGUGAAUCGAAACAGUCAAUGUUUACACGGAGAGAAUAGUGCACGCUCAGGUGACUCACAUUUUUGUAAAUUAUGCUUUUAUUUUGUAGUGUCAUGGAGAACACCCUUUUUGUCACCAUGUCAUGUCUUGUGCUCCAAGUAUUAUGUGUUUUUGUGUGUACAUGCUCAGGAUUUUAAUGUUUUUUUUUUUAAUUUAAUUUUGACAGACGUUGAUUGUGGACAAAAAGAAUGUAAAGUCAAGAUUCUUAGAACAAAUCAGGCAGUGCAGGGAGAACGGACCUGACUUGUUUACUGGUUAUGAAUCAGUAUCAGGAAGAUCCUGCAGAGGUAUUUAUUAUUGUCAUAUGUGAUGCUUUUUGGGACUGAUCAUCUGCAGGGCACUUUUUUUGUUAUUUUUGCUCCUGUUUUUGUUUGUUACAGCUGUGUAAAGUCUGCACAGAUUUUGAUAACAGAAAAGGCAACAUGUUUUUCUUUUUUUUUUUUUCUGGAGUCCAUAGAUGGCGCUGUGUACAUUGUGAGAGAUGAAGUUUAUAUUUAUAAACAGAAUUUGUAGGCUGCCUUAUGUGGAAAGUAAUUCAACACAACUGAGGCAUUCGUGCCACUUCUUUCUUGUGUAUCCUGUUUAUGGUGAAUAAACAACUCGUUAUCUCUA
Austrofundulus limnaeus is the source of this 1258-nucleotide messenger RNA. It is a transcript of the gene batf, whose product is annotated as basic leucine zipper transcription factor, ATF-like. The record is from RefSeq and is a predicted model, not a curated record. Gene Ontology annotation, biological process: regulation of transcription by RNA polymerase II. Lineage: Eukaryota; Metazoa; Chordata; Actinopteri; Cyprinodontiformes; Rivulidae. Gene Ontology annotation, molecular function: RNA polymerase II cis-regulatory region sequence-specific DNA binding; DNA-binding transcription factor activity, RNA polymerase II-specific. Gene Ontology annotation, cellular component: nucleus.